Monomorium pharaonis (pharaoh ant) is the source of this 2082-nucleotide messenger RNA. Its product is annotated as zinc carboxypeptidase. Gene Ontology annotation, biological process: proteolysis. The record is from RefSeq and is a predicted model, not a curated record. Lineage: Eukaryota; Metazoa; Arthropoda; Insecta; Hymenoptera; Formicidae. The transcript has 6 exons. Gene Ontology annotation, molecular function: metallocarboxypeptidase activity; zinc ion binding. Bases 12 to 1271 code for a protein of 419 amino acids.
UAUUUAUUUAAAUGUGCAGAAUCAUCAUGUGGAAGAUAAUAAUAUUGUGUACAAUUGUGUGCUUAGCUGCUGCUCAAAAAGCUACUUUUAAUAAUUACAAAGUCUUUAGAAUUAUUCCUACUACGGAGGCGCAUGUCAAUGAAUUACAUCAACUUGAAGCGAUUCAUGAUGGAUUCUCGUUCUGGGCAGAACCUAGUUUUGUAGACAGAAAUGUAGAUCUUAUGGUGGCUCCGCACAAAUUGCCCGAAUUUUACGAAAUAAUGACUCGAAUUGGAGUACCCUACCAAAUUCAUAUAGAAGAUGUCCAAAAAUUGAUUGACCAAACAGUGGCUGAGAAUCAAUCUACCUCAUUUGAUUUCAAUAACUAUCAUACUCUUGAAAAGAUCUAUAAGAAUCUGGAUGAUUUGGCUAAACAAUAUCCCGACAAAGUGGAGAUCAUUGUAGGCGGCAGAUCGUAUGAAAACCGACAAAUUAAAGGCGUCAAGGUUUCUUUUAAGGCCAACAACCCCGGAAUUUUCAUUGAAGGUGGCAUUCAUGCUAGGGAAUGGAUUUCACCAGCAACAGUCAUGUAUAUUCUUCAUCAAUUGCUGUCUAGCAGUGACCCGGAUAUUAAAGAUCUAGCUGAAAGUCAUGAUUGGUACAUCUUUCCUGUGUUCAAUCCCGAUGGAUAUGCGUAUACGCAUACCAAGAAUCGAUUAUGGAGAAAAACACGUAAACCAUACGGUAUUUGCGUUGGAGCUGAUGCAAAUAGAAACUGGAACUACAAAUGGGUGUCUAAAGACUUUACUGCCAAUCCAUGCUCUGAGCUUUUCGCAGGAAGAGAGCCGUUUUCCGAAAUAGAGACGAAGAGCAUGUCCGAGUAUAUUGAAUCUAUUUCUGACAAAUUCUAUGCAUACAUAUCAUUCCACAGUUAUUCACAACUUUUGAUGUAUCCUUACGGUUACACAAAAGAGCAUCUUGAUAAUCAUGAAGAUUUGCACGCUAUUGGCUUGAAAUCAGCUGCAGCUCUCGAACAAAAGUAUGGAACUCAAUAUCGAGUCGGAAAUGUUGCUGAAACGAUUUAUGUGUGCACCGGAGUUACUGUGGACUACAUUAAAGGCAUUUAUCGUAAACCUAUUGUAUACACUUAUGAGUUACGUGAUCGCGGUUAUUAUGGCUUCUUACUACCUCCUGAUCAAAUUAUUCCAACUGCAGAGGAGACUAUGGAUUCUCUUGUAGCUAUGUUUAAAGAAGUAAAGGCACGUGGAUAUGUUAAAGAAAAUUUGCAUUAGUAUAAAUUUAUGUGUAUAUAAUUUUGAUAAGACAAAACUUUUUUAAUAUAAAAUAUUAAUAAUAAAAAAUAUUGACAAUUUAACUUUUAAUUACACAAUGUGUUUAUAAUUUUUUAUAUUUUAUAUUUAUUAUAAUUAAUUAUUAGACUCUUCUACAUUAUAUUAUUUAAUUUGCAUUUUUUAUAACAUAACAAUUUUUGACGAAAUGGAUAAUGUAUAUAUCAUAGUAAAAUAUAUAAUUUUAUUUAAUAAUUGUUUUGUUUUACUAAUAUAUAAUAUUUGGUAAAUAAAUUAUCAAGUAAUAUGUUUUUCUCAUAUUUAUCAAUAUGUAUGUAUUUUUAUCUUUUUACACUUUUUUCUUUAUAUAUAUUUAAAGGAUGUACAAUAUAUCUUAAAAAAUAUAGUUUUGCUACAUUGUUUCUUAAUACCUUUGUUUCAACAAAAUUUAUAAUCUAAUUAUAUUUUUAUAUUUUUGUUAUUUAAAAUAAUUUUUUAUUCACAUAGUAUAAUAUACUUUUGCUGCGUUAUAAUAUUUAUUACAACAAUUCACUUUUAUUGCAACAAAAUAGAUAAUACUUAUCAAGAUAAAAUAGAUUUUAUUUAUCAAAUAACUUUUUGCGUCGUCUUGUAAAGAGGGCUUUACUUGCCUACAAUCUUAAUUGCCAACAGCUUCGUUUGCACACACAAAAAUAAUUAAGGUACAAGAGUAGGAUUGCAUACAUGACAUUAUUGCGUCCAUGACAAUAUUGCGCGCAGACACAUUGCACACAUAGUACAGCACCCCGUCUUGUACAUGUAUGUACAUACUAAA